GGAGGCGCAGAAGUAAGCCCGCUCAGACGUCGUCAUGGCCCCCGAAGCUGUACCUCUCGUGGUCGUUCCUGAAGCCCACCCCAGGAAGCUCGUCAAGGAGGUCGUUAGCAUCCCUCUGGUCUCGUCCGUCACUCAGAAGGUCUCCACCACCCACGAGAAGCUCUGUAGUUCGGUGCCGCUCUACGACUGGCUGACGGCAACCGCGCUGCUGACGACCAAGGUGGUGGCUUCGAAGGCAGAGGAGUACACGGUGGUCAAGACGUCAGUUCUCAGAGCGGAGGAACUGGGCCUCCAUGUGGUAGAUAACUUGAAGAAAAGUUAUCCGGUUAUUGAGAAACCUACGGAUGAGGUGGUAGAGCGAACUACUGUUUACGUCCGCCAGAAGAUCCAGCUGGGAACGAGUCGCGUGGCCUCCUAUUCCGUGAGUCAAGCCACCUGUCGCGCAACAGAAGCUGCCAUAAGGACUGCUGAAGUUGCUUGCGAUAGCUUGAGAAUCGACCGAAAGGAAAACUGGCUCGCUUGGAUUAUACCAUCGCCGUUGAAGAAGCUAUUUAACUACACGCUCGGUCCUGCUUUGGCUAAAACGACACGGCAGCUGCGCAACGGACGGCGGACACUGCGAGCUCUGAGGCGUUCUGGCGCGGUUCACACUGCUGUCGAGAACCGCAUCAAACGGCGCAGGAAGGUUUCUCCGCGCAAAACUGCGAAAGACCAGCCCAGUAGUGGUCUGUGGGCGUGGGUGACUAGUUUCUUGGCCGUGUUUGGCUUGGCCUCGAGUCCCGCCCACUACCCCCCGGCGGAGCUCCCGAAGCUCGACCGCGAACUGACCUCCAGCCCCAAGAAGCAGGAGGGGACUACAGAGGACAAAAAGAGGAAGCUGUCUGACGUGGAAACGGAGGAAACCACUUCGGUCGAGGAAAUGAGCCACUUGGACCUCCUUCAAGACAUGGACGACUACCGUUCCGAUGAAGACCCCGAUUACUCGCCAAGCGACACCUCGACCGACAGCCUCGAGUACAGGUCGACGGACCACGAGGAGAGCGAGGCGCCCUUCACCGAGGACGACUUCAAGCGGGAGCCCACGAAGGCCAGCGAAGAACCUCGCUCCUCCGGGGCAGCGGCGCCCCCAGGAGGCGACAGCAGCCAGGUGGCCAAAGUGUCCCUGACGGCGGCCGCAGCGGAGGACAAGCCCGCGGAAGAUGUGGACGAGGUUGGGAAGCCAGCGGAGGUGGAGUAGGGACGAGGAUGUUGGUAUGACGUUUAUAUAUAGGAAGUUUUAUUGUAUUUUUAAAAAUUAAGUUUUCUUCUAUUUAA
Penaeus vannamei (Pacific white shrimp) is the source of this 1314-nucleotide messenger RNA. RefSeq lists its product as uncharacterized. NCBI's taxonomy places the organism in Eukaryota, Metazoa, Arthropoda, Malacostraca, Decapoda, Penaeidae. The record is from RefSeq and is a predicted model, not a curated record.